AUGACAAAUCCUUCUGAGACCAUUGAAGCAUUUCAGAAAACGCUUGAUCCAUUCAUCAAGCCACGCGAGCAAGUCAAUUAUAUUCGGCGUGUAUUAGCACUACAUCUUGGAACAUGUUCUCAUGACGGCCCAAUCAAGCAGCCAGUGUCGCUGGCUGAUCCGGCGCGCGACGUAACUCCAGAUCCAAAUUCAAAAGGAAUCUACAGAGAAUACAUCGAAGCUCUAAAAUCCAAUGUCGAUGCGCGUCGGAAAUAUGAACAUAUUGCACAAUCAAAUAUUGCCUCCUCGGCUCCAGCCCAAGAUACAUCGUCCAGCAACGAGCUAUUGGAAGAACGGAUAUCGCUUCUAAAGCUUCAAGCCAAGUCGAACCGACUAUCAGCUGUUCAGGGUCAUCUCGAUUCUCUUAUGCAGAAACCUGCCGCUGCACCUGAAUAUCUGGAUCCCGAGGAUGUCUUUCACGAAGCCAUGAGUCGGCCAAGCGUCCCAAAAGAAGUGGUCAAUGGCCUAGUAGCACAGCAGAGCGUUCAGAAGACCGACUUGACAGAGCAAGUUGCUCAACUCGAAAAGACUGUCUUAAGAGCAAAACUUCUCCUACGGCGAGAAGAACAACUGCUCCGUGAAACAAGGACAAAUGCCCAAAGCAUCCCCGAUGUUAUUAGCAACGGCAUCAGGUUACAUGCUCUAAAUACAACACGGAAUGAGCUUAUUAGCUGGAUUGAAACUGAACUGAGCAAGGCUUCAGGAGACGAAGAAGGGGACGACAGCGGUUCCAAGAGCCACAACCAAUCAACGGCGGAUCAGGCAACGAUAAACACCCAACUCAACAACAUAAAAGAGAAGUACGCCAAAUACCUUGCGACCAGGCGGUCUCUUCUUGCCUAUGUUGGCGAAAGGUCCGAUUUCUCGGCAGCUCCUGUAUUGGCGCCAUCCGCCACCAAGCAACAGGCUGGAGAAUCAGAGCCUGCAUCCAGCACAUAUCUCCUUACACCAUAUAUCGAGACACUUCUCGCGCUAUCCAAAAAACAAAGGGCCGUGAUAUCACAAAAGUCACAUGUUAACGCGACCCUCGGCAAGGAAGUCAAGAGCAACUGUCAGUCACUUAGUCAUCUGGAAGAAGAAAGCCAGCUGCUCCCUUCAUACUCUGCGGCACCGUCAUCACGAAGACGGUCGGUUCUAGGAGAGUUCCUCGGCUCAGAAGAACGGUCAGGAUUGACGGGCAAAGUUCAACCCUGGGUUUUAGCUGCAGAUUCAGCAAAGAUUGCUACGCUCGAAAAUGUGGCAGAGCAGGUCGAAGGCGGGCAACUUGCGUUGGAGAAUUCUAUGCAGACUUUGCAGGAAAUCGACCAGCUUCUGGGACAGGGUGAAGUGACACAUGAAAAUGAGGCUCAGGCUGAUACCACAGAAGAUUUCUGGAUGGAAGCUGGUCCUAAGUCGCCAACCAAGGGGAGAAAACAUACAGAGAAGAGCAAAGAAGCGGAGCAUUCAAAAGAUGCAUGGUCUAGUUUACAUGGUAACCUUGGGUUAAUCGGCCAGGAAGACACUGUUUAG
This is a messenger RNA of Fusarium sp. VM40, 1548 nucleotides long. NCBI's taxonomy places the organism in Eukaryota, Fungi, Ascomycota, Sordariomycetes, Hypocreales, Nectriaceae. The record is from the annotation of a GenBank genome assembly.